GGCCAGAACUCGAACCUGGACCGCUCAAUCCGGGGACGAGCGCACUAACCAUGAGGCCACCGCGCCUCCCGUUCGGGCAUACCUGAUGUUAAUGACUGAGAGGUCUGUACCAAUUAUUAUAUUGACGGAAUUCCAUGAAGGAAGUCACGACAUGACAAGAGUGCAACACUUGUCAUUCUGAUCCCGGCCAUGAGCCGCGAUUCUUUUGGUCAGCACCAGAAAGUUUGGGUUACACCAAUUCGGGACCUCCAUUAAAUUAGCAACUGCUUGUAUAAUGACCUCCGAGGGAACCCGAUUUGUUAAACUCUCAAUUUCUCUCUCUCUCUCUCUCUCUCUCUCUCUCUCUCUCUCUCUCUCUCUGUUCUUUCCCUGGCUUCCUUUGUCUGGACAAGUUAAAACGUGAUUUAUUAUGUAAUCAGUCAUUAGCUCAGGCGUGGUCACGUGAUCUUAAAAGCACUGGGCGCUUUGCAUUCAACCAAAAAUUCCAGUUUGCAUUUCCUGAAAUUUCCAGUGGCGAACGAAACUGCAUUUUCUACAAUUUUCGGAAAUAAAGACCAGCUCGCGAGGUAUACCAAAUUUUACAAAGUUUCUUUCCGGGAAUUUCUAUUUCAUUUGAUUUUAAUCCCAGAAUUUCUGGUUGGCGUUUCGGAAAUUUAACAAUGUUCGGAGUUUUCCGGAAAAUUCCCUUGGCAAUUGUCCCCGUUUCGAAAGUGCAGUAAUUGUUGAUCAAAUGAAAGGCGCCCACUGUUUUGUUUGUUUAUUUAUUUUAAUAAUGGGGCCAUUUAUACAGAAAAAUAAUCCACGGCUUACACAAGCCGAGGAUUAUAUUUCUCGUAUAAAUGGCCCUAAUGGUGAAGUGUUAGUUGUUUUGCGCUACGUGGGUUGAGAUUUCCGGGCCGUUAGUACACUCUUAAUAGCGGCGGGAAAGCAUUUAAUUGCAUUAAGCCACCUCUUAAUAGACUAGCUCAUUGGUAGAGCUAUAGCGCAUUAUUGAGAAGACCGGCAACAAAGAUAAUGUUUCUGUCAAGCCAAGUUCCGGUAGAAAAUGGUCCUAUAAAAUAUUAAUCUCACGUUUACGUUUUAUGCCAGAGAAACCACUGUAAAAGAGUAGCUUAACUUAGCUUAGUCGUGCCACACCUUUCUCAGACCAGUAUUGUAGUAAAAAAAAAAUCCUUCGUAAAACUGAGGCAGAUCGUUAAUAUUUAUGGUUUAACAUUGCAUUUGGUAAAAAAGGAAAAAAAAUCUUCUCUUUUUGUUGAAGUGGCCUCAUCAGAAUUAACUAAUUAAGGAGUUGUCAAUGGAGAAAUGUUAGCAAAAAGUCUCGAAAUGUCAUUGAUUUGUCUUUAUAGCAUUUACGGCGAUAUUUGUGUGAGGUAACAAUUUAAUCCAUUCGGAUUCUUAAGCAAAGAUAACAGAAACGUUCAGGGAACGAAAUCUUAUUAUUACCUUAGUUUUGUGUGCAGCUGUUAUCCUUGCGCAAAUCGUCCCUGGCCUUUUUCAUAUUCAAAUUGGCAUUUUGAUCACCUCAGAAGCAACCCAUUAAACAUCCCAAUCAAGGAAGUUCGCGGAGUUAAUAGCCUUUCAAACAGAUUUCCUACAAAAACUAUCUGUUGGUUGCCUGUGAUAGCAGUAUAAUUCAUGCAUGCUUUUGUUCGAUGAAAAUAAAAUAUACAUAUUAUUCAAACUCAAUUUACUGCUUUUUUUCAUUAACGUGAAAUGUCGACUUAGAUUCAGUGUAAGUGGAAUUUCAUUUUAAAGCGCAGAACUUUGACUAUUGGGAGCGAAACAUGAAACCACCUUGUUUAAUUGUCUAAUAGCCUCAGGCGGUCCCAUAAUGUAUUUUUUUUCGUUUACAUUAGACUGAAGAUAAAGUGAUUCACAAGGACCAGAUUCAGUUAGCUCAGAACCGCUUGCUGACAUCUCUUGGUUUCGCGUAAUCCGCCAACUGAUUUCGAAGAGUAUCUUAAAAUGAGCUCACUGCUUAAUUGUACACAAAAUAAUACGGACCCAUUCUUGAAUAUUAGCGUGGAGAACUGUGAACUGUUCGCUGAAAGUUCGACGUCUGUAAAAUGGCUUAAAACCUUUGCUUAUUCUGUAAUCUUGCUAUUCUCACUUUUUGGAAACUUAGCUGUGAUUCUCAUUGUUUGGAAAAACGAACGUAUGCGGACAACUACGAAUCUCUUGAUCGCCAACAUGGCCGCUUCGGAUUUACUGAUCUCUGUGUUUGCUGUCCCACGCGAACUCACGGAAACUUUUGGUGGUAAACGAAGAUGGCUCAUAGACGGAGUUUUGGGUUUGGUAUCGUGUAAGCUUGUCUACGUGUUUCAAGAUAUAUCAACUGCGGUGUCCAUACAGAGUUUGGUGAUUAUUGCCAUCGAUAGGUACCGAGGGGUGGUGUACCCAUUUCACCUCCCACUUAUCACAUCAAAAGUCUGCAAGGCUGUAAUUCCCAUCAUCUGGAUUAUUGCUGUAGGUCUACACAGCCCGUAUUUCUACACUGUACGACUGUUGGUGCAAGAUAACAAGUGGUAUUGCGAGUUCAACUGGGCGCCAAAGUUUGACAACAGAGAAACUCAAGAAAAAUACUUUGUCUUCAUUUCAAUAAUUUUAAUUUUCCUUCCUCUGUGUGUCAUUCUCACGUUAUAUACUCGCAUUGUUUUAGAGCUAAAGAAAAGGAAUAAUAUCAACAGCACGGUAUCAGAACUUAGACGUCAAAGGCAAAAAGAAGAUAUCGCAAUCGUUAAAAAGAUUCUCGCCAUAGUUUUUCUUUUCAUUGUUUGCAUCGUGCCAGUUACCAUAAUGGCGCUUUUAUUAUAUUUUGUAUGGAAUUGGACGCUUCCAUGUGGAAUGGAUAAAUUAUAUGUAGCUGCAAAAUAUGUUUUCUAUUCCAACGCCUCUUUAAACCCUUGCGUUUAUUUUACUUUAAACAAAAAGUAUCGCCAGGGAUUAAAAGAUUUAACAAGAUGCUUAUCAGAUUCCGCGCGGGAACGAGAGUUAGAAAUAGCACUGCAAUAAGCAUGUUACCACAGAAUUAUUAACAAAUAAAAGUGAUCAAUUUGAGAGUUAGAGUGUGAUCCAGAAAAUGUCAAAAAAAGCCACAAAAGAAUAUAGUAAAUAGUGAAGUUGAAAGGUGUUUUCAAGAUUCGAAAAAGAAAGCAUACUAAAUUGUGUCAAUUCGCUUAUAUCAAGUAGCUUAAAUUGUAUGUAAAAUGUGCAGACGACAAUUACAAAAGACGUUCAAAAGGGCAUGUAGAAAAAAACUUAGCU
Orbicella faveolata is the source of this 3267-nucleotide messenger RNA. RefSeq names its product QRFP-like peptide receptor. Gene Ontology annotation, molecular function: G protein-coupled receptor activity. Lineage: Eukaryota; Metazoa; Cnidaria; Anthozoa; Scleractinia; Merulinidae. The record is from RefSeq and is a predicted model, not a curated record. Gene Ontology annotation, cellular component: membrane. Gene Ontology annotation, biological process: G protein-coupled receptor signaling pathway.